Messenger RNA from Chinchilla lanigera (long-tailed chinchilla), 974 nucleotides. It is a transcript of the gene Pdf, whose product is annotated as peptide deformylase (mitochondrial). The record is from RefSeq and is a predicted model, not a curated record. Lineage: Eukaryota; Metazoa; Chordata; Mammalia; Rodentia; Chinchillidae. Gene Ontology annotation, cellular component: mitochondrion. Gene Ontology annotation, molecular function: peptide deformylase activity. Gene Ontology annotation, biological process: N-terminal protein amino acid modification; peptidyl-methionine modification.
UGGUGCAGCGGCUGGUGCAGGUGAUGCGGCGGCGGCGCUGCGUGGGCCUGAGCGCGCCGCAGCUGGGGGUGCCGCUGCAGGUGCUGGCCCUGGAGCUCCCGGACGAGCUCUUCCGCACCUACGCGCCGCGCCUGCGCGAGCUCCGCCAAAUGCAGCCCUUCCCGCUGCGCGUGCUCGUGAACCCAAGUGUGCGUGUGCUGGACAGCAGGCUCGUCACCUUCCCAGAGGGCUGCGAGAGCGUCGCAGGCUUCCUGGCCCACGUGCCCCGCUUCCAGGCGGUGCAGAUCUCAGGGCUGAACCCCAGAGGAGAGCAGGUGGUGUGGCAGGCGAGCGGCUGGACGGCCCGCAUCAUCCAGCACGAGAUGGACCACUUGCAGGGCUGCUUAUUCAUUGACAAAAUGGACACCAGGACGUUCACAAAUGUGCACUGGAUGGAGGUGAAUGACUGAGGCCUUCCUGCUGGGGCUGAGGCUCUGGAAAACCGAGGUGCAAACACUUCAGCUUGAGCUGGGCACAUCUUGGUCUCAAUCUGGUAUUGGCCCUCAUUUGACUGGAAAUGGUAACCUGCUAACGCAUGCUGAACCGAGCCAGGGAAAGAGGCUGGAAAUGUUUGCCCUGAAAUGAGCUCUGCACAAGACACUGCCUACAACUUGAAGAGAAAAACAGCUCCCUAAAGGAGGAGGCAGUCCCUGACAAUUCUUCACGGAGAGACGUGGGACAUGGAAAUAACCAUUCUCAUUACAAACGAUCUCACAAGACCUGUGUAAUCUGCUGCCAGGGCCACAACUGAUGAUAAUAUAGUCCCCAGUUAUCUGAAAGCUUUGUUUAAAAAUGUAGGCAAGGUUGGGAUUGGCCACCUUGUGAGUUCUUUUUACAAAGAGUUUGUUGGGUGUCUGACCUUAAAGUCCUUGGUUUGCCUUAGACACCAGUUGCUUGUGGAAGUAAAAACAUGGGACAGUGUAGUCCCUGCUGAA